GAAUGCAUUAGUCUAAUGAGAUGUUUGCAGCCGGAGAGCAGGGCUGCUGGAGACUAACUGUGAGCUACUAACACACGGGUGGAAGAUAGCUUUUGUAAUACUCGGUUUGCAUGUGCUGAAAGUCAUCUGUCUUCUGAGUCAACACUCCUGACCUGGUAAACAACCUGAUCAGGGCUCUGGUGAACAGCUGUAGCUCAAGCCUCGGGUCCUCAUGACUCCAUUAUCCCUCUCACCUCUGCGGAGUACCCUGGAGCCCGACCUCAGCUCCAUUCCUCAGGAUGCAGCCACCGUCCCCAGCCUGGUGGCCCCGCAGGCUGUCACAGUCUGCCUCUACAUCAACAAGCAGGCCAACGCCGGGCCGUUCCUGGAGAGGAGGAAGGUGCAGCAGCUCCCCGAGCACUUCGGGCCCGAGAGGCCGUCGGCGGUGCUGCAGCAGGCCGUCCAAGCGUGCAUCGACUGUGCCCACCAGCAGAAGCUGGUGUUCUCCCUGGUCAAGCAGGGCUACGGUGGCGAGAUGGUGUCAGUGUCGGCUUCCUUUGAUGGCAAGCAGCACCUGCGGAGCCUGCCCGUGGUGAACAGCGUCGGCUACGUCCUCCACUUCCUCGCCAAGCUGUGCCGAAGCCUCCUGUGUGACGGCCUCUUCAGCCACCACCCCUUCCCCAGGGGCUCCGGCGCCUCCGAGAAAGCCCGGGAGAAAGAGGAAGGGAGGAUGGAGUCAGCCAAGACAGUCACCACCGAAGAGUGCCUGGUGGACCCUGUGGGCAUGAACCGCUACGGCGUGGACCCCUCUGCCUCCGCCUUUAACAACAGGGGCUCCUUGCCCCCCUCCUCGCUGUACUGCAAGAGGCAGAACUCUGGAGACAGUCACCUUGGGGGAAGCCCUGCUACCACAGCUGGUGGUCCCCGCAUCAGCCCCAUGUCCUCUGGAGGCCCCCCAGCACCGGGGCUGAGGCCCCCAGCCUCCAGCCCCAAGAGAAAUGGGACCACUCUGGAAGGAAACAAAUGUGCCUCAAACCCUUCUCUGGAAGGGCAGGAUGCCAGGCGGCCACGGAGCAGGAACCCCUACAACUGGACCGUGGAGGACGUGGUGUGGUUCGUGAAAGACGCCGACCCGCAGGCUCUGGGGCCCCACGUGGAGCUCUUCAGGAAGCACGAGAUUGAUGGCUAUGCGCUCUUGUUGCUGAAGAGUGACAUGAUCAUGAAGUAUCUGGGCCUGAAGCUGGGACCUGCACUGAAACUCUGCUACCACAUUGACAAACUGAAGCAAGGCAAGUUCUGAAGUUUUUCAAAAGAUAGAAGCAAAAUCUAAAACAACAGAUAUCAAGAUUAUCUUCUGCCUUACCAACAUCCAGCCAACGUCACAAAAUAGACUCUCCUCCUAAAACUAACAGCUACAGAGACUUGGUCUUUUUAUAAAACUUGUGCAUCUUUGCCUUUUUAAAAAUCCAACAUGGCCCUUUUCGAAAGACUCAUCCUUGUUAAUGAUUUGCCAAAAAAAAUUAUGAAAAGCCUGUUAUUUAUAACAUCCCUGAUAUGUUGGUUGCUCUUAGAGUGGGUCCUAUUUGCAUAAUGAGAGAAUGGGGGACUGAAUGCUAAUGCCAAGGAGAGCCCCGGAGGGCUCAAGGGAUAUAAGAAGGACCUUUGUCCCUGCGGGGUCUGCAGGGACACACACCGCAGCGCCACCUGCCUCUAACUUUGACCUGGGUACCGACCAGUGUGAGCCUUGCUUGACUCAGCUCUGGAAGCUGUCUCUGGGGAUGACUGCCUCACCUUGCACUAUCUGGAAAACUUGAAUUCUUUUGCUCUCUGAAAGAGAAUGAAAAAAAAAAAAAGAUCUUUUCUAUUCCUAGUUAUCCGAAGUCCUGUGUUUCCCCACUAGAGGGCAGACUGCUAAUGAAACUUCAGGACCCUCACUGACUGCAGUGAUCGAUUACACGGUGCUCAGCGGAUGGGUUAGGGUUUCUGUGGACAAGAUCUAGCCUACACAGAAACAGGGAUUUAUUCCCCAGUCAGCAUCACAGAUUACAACUUGGGAAGAAACCAUCAUCUAGAGGGUUCUAGUUCACAUCCAGUCAUUGCUGACUGACUGACUGAUAGGCAAGCAGCAAAGGCAAGAAUUUGGAAACACACUCUGCCCAGACGGGGCUUUGGAGUCCCUUCCCUUCUAGAGUCCUUAUUGAGGUGUUGAUGUGUCGGUAUGCUGAAGAAUCUUAGUGACAUUUAGCCACGGGUGUUUCUUUUAAAAAGAAAAAGAAAAAAUGUCUCAA
Molecule: messenger RNA, 2267 nt
Organism: Propithecus coquereli (Coquerel's sifaka)
Lineage: Eukaryota; Metazoa; Chordata; Mammalia; Primates; Indriidae
Gene: SCML4
Product: sex comb on midleg-like 4 (Drosophila)
Exons: 7
Coding region: 212-1279 (355 amino acids)
Molecular function (GO): protein binding
Source: RefSeq, a predicted model, not a curated record